Pangasianodon hypophthalmus (striped catfish) is the source of this 2619-nucleotide messenger RNA. RefSeq names its product ankyrin repeat and SOCS box containing 3 (gene asb3). Gene Ontology annotation, molecular function: protein binding. Bases 963 to 2546 code for a protein of 527 amino acids. The transcript is spliced from 9 exons. Gene Ontology annotation, biological process: intracellular signal transduction. NCBI's taxonomy places the organism in Eukaryota, Metazoa, Chordata, Actinopteri, Siluriformes, Pangasiidae. The record is from RefSeq and is a predicted model, not a curated record.
UCUUCCUGUUGCUUGUUUUCAGUGCUAUGUAUGCAGUACCUGUGUAGAAAUAUUAGGGUUUUUUUUUUGUUUGUUUGUUUUUUUAGCUAGAAGCUAACCACGUCGCGUUGAAAAGAAAAAGUCAGCUUUACGCUUGUAGUUCCUUAACUAGUCACCAGCUAGUUAGCGGUUAGUUUGAACUAGUAGCUGUAUAGCCACAUUACCAAAGCUAAUAAAUUAAGCAGUUAGCAGUUAUCUAGUUAUCACGAUUGCUUCCCCUUAGGAUGUAGCGGGUAAUAAGAAGAAUUUAAUCUCCUCUAACAGUUUGCUUUGCAGUUAGCACUGUCACGUGACUGGUGAUGUUUAGUGUUAAUUUUUAUCCACAUCAGUUAGAGCUGCACUUCAGGGAAAACAGUUUCAGUCUCCAGUCUGUCAGAGUUUUCCCCUCCUUCUUUAUAGCUAUUAUGUGACAGGAGAGGACAGGAGAGGGUAGGUCUGGACAUAAGAGGACAGGAGAGGAGAGGGUAGGUCUGGACAUAAGAGGACAGGAGAGGAGAGGGUAGGUCUGGACAUAAGAGGACAGGAGAGGUCAGGAGAGGGUAGGUCUGGACAUAAGAGGACAGGAGAGGAGAGGGUAGGUCUGGACAUAAGAGGACAGGAGAGGAGAGGGUAGGUCUGGACAUAAGAGGACAGGAGAGGUCAGGAGAGGGUAGGUCUGGACAUAAGAGGACAGGAGAGGUCAGGUCUGGACAUAAGUGGACAGGAAAGGAGAGGAGAGGUCAGGUCUGGACAUAAGAAGACAGGAGAGGAGAGGUCAGGUCAGGAGAGGAGAAGUCAGGUCAGGACAGGAGAGGACAAGUCAGGUCAGGACAGGAGAGGACAAGUCAGGAGAGGAGAAGUCAGGUCAGGUCAGGAGAGGACAAGACAGGAGAAGAGAGGUCAGGUCAGGACAGGAGAGGAGAGGACAGGUCAGGAGAGGCGCGAUGAUGUUCACAGAGUGUUAUCAGGACACUUGCUCGGUGGUGGCGCUUGCAGUGAGGAGAGGAGAGUGCAGGCUGUUACAGAGGCUCCUGAGGAAAGGCCACUCGGUGGAUGUGAAAGAUAACCGCGGCUGGAACGCUUUACAUGAAGCUGCUGCUGGAGGACAUGCGCAGUGUGUGCGCCUCCUGCUCUCUGCUUCCGAUAGCUAUGAAGACUAUGUGAACUCACUGACUCACAAUUCUGAAACACCUCUGUAUUUUGCGGCGAAGAACGGCCACCUCCGCGCAGCACGGCGCCUCAUAAGGGCUGGGGCAGAUCUCAACAAGAUGUCCAAUGACCUCUCCAGCCCACUCUUUGCCGCUGUGGAUAGCGGCCAUAAAGAAGUCGUGGAGCUGUUGGUUAGCGAAGGAGCAGAGGUUAAUGGAACACACUUCAUCUCAGGCUGGUCCUGUCUUCAUCAGGCUGUUUACAAGGACCAUACAGAGAUAGUAAAAUUUCUGGUAAGCGUGUGUUCUCUUGAGGCUGUGGAUGACUAUGGGAUCACGCCGCUGUUCGUUGCUGCACAGUACGGACAUCACCAGUGUCUAGAGAUGCUUGCUAAUGCUGGUGCGAAUGUGAAUUGCCAGGCGAAGGACAUGGCCACCCCGCUGCUCAUUGCAGCUCAGGAAGGCCAUUUAUCAUGCGUGGAGCUUCUGCUGGCCCAUAAGGCAGACCCAAACCUGUACUGCAAUGAAGACCAGUGGCAGCUUCCCAUCCACGCUGCAGCCCAGUUCAGUCGCAUCAGUAUUCUAGAGAAACUGAUCCCUGUCACGGACCGGGAGUGUGACCGGGGCAAGGGAAAGGUCAGUCCAGUGUAUCUGGCAGUGCUUAGUGGUCAAGCGGAAAGCCUCCGGCCUCUGCUCAGAGAGGGCUACAGUCCAGAUGCUCAGAGCUGCAGGGAGUUCGGAUAUUGCUGCCCCCUGGACAUGGCUCUCUGGUGUAACUCUUGGAGUGUGGGCAGUGAUUUCCACCAGAGUCGAGAGAUCACAAAGAUGCUGCUGGCCAAUGGAGCUUGCGUCAGUCUGGCUACAUACGUACUGACAUUGCAGGGCCAUGUACCUGAACAUCUGUCGCUCAUCCUGGAAUAUUGUGGCCUGCCUAAGGGCGAGCAGCUGGAGGCACUAGUUCAGGCAGCAGUGAAUAAAGUGGCCCAUGCUUCAUUUUGGCUUCCAUUGUUGCUCAAAGCAGGACUAGACCCUCUACUUCUCCUUCAGCAGAAAAUGCUAGAAGAGGCUGAAUCCAGAGUACUUAACUUCUUUCUGGAGUUUAUUAAUUGGAAGACUCUGCCCUCAACAUUGCUUCACAUCCUAUCUCAGCGCAGAGCAGAGAACACUUGGACGCCGCAUAAGCAUUUUGAGAGUGUUCCUGAUCUGACUCAUCUGUGUAGACUCGCUGUAAGAGCUACAGUGGGCAGCGAUGCUUUGUCUAAACCCUCCUUUGUUCGGCAGCUGCCUGUUCCCACACUUCUGCAAGACUACCUCCAGUUCAGUGACAUAUCGAGUGCUUACACCUUCACAGCCUCAGCUAACCGAGAGUCGCCUAAUUAAGUGAUCUCACAUGUUCCGCUCUCAGUAUUUUGUAUAUAUGUUAAUAAAACCAUUGAACACUGCUGAAAUUGGA